Molecule: messenger RNA, 3280 nt
Organism: Microstroma glucosiphilum
Lineage: Eukaryota; Fungi; Basidiomycota; Exobasidiomycetes; Microstromatales; Microstromataceae
Exons: 1
Coding region: 62-2899 (945 amino acids)
Biological process (GO): translation
Cellular component (GO): mitochondrial small ribosomal subunit
Molecular function (GO): methyltransferase activity; structural constituent of ribosome
Source: RefSeq, a predicted model, not a curated record
GAAGCUUCUUCGUAUUACAAAUGGGUUGUCUCUCUUUACCCCACAAGCUCAUUGUGCGAGGAUGAUGAUUCGCAGUAGGAACGGGCAAACUUGCCUGCGUUCAGCCUUGGCGACGUCGCGGGGUCGCAGCCUACCAUGCUCCUCUGCCUUCCAUGCCUCCCCUCGCCCAUUGUCGCAGCGAGAAGGUCAGCUCCACUUCGCCGCUCAAGUCUCAUCAGCGGACGCUGACCUGAGCCCACCAGCCACACCUCAGUCUCCUUUGACGUGGGCAACACCAAGGCCCCCCGUGGACGAAGUCGAGAAGACCCUCCUCGCCGAGCAGUCGCUGCAGACAGCCAAGGAGAGGAGAUUGAGCCCUGUCGGGCUGGCUUCCCUAUGGCAUGUAGGGGGACCCGCAACGCUGCCCCCUAAUCUGCGCGAGGCAAUGACAGAGAUGGUGACCGGGGGAGAUUCCAAGCUGCUACGAUCGGACGUCAAGAUGACGUUGGCGAACGACGCAGAGGGACCGGAGAUGAAGAAGAGGAGCCAGCGCUCGAGAGCGGCAUUGCUGCAUCUCGCCACUGCAUCUCCCCAGCGGUAUGCUACCAUUCACCAGGUGCUCAAGACGACUGCUCAAAGACUCGCGCGGCCACUGCCCUACGCAUUAGGAGAAGGAUGUGCAACCCAAGGAUGGGCGCCCAAGAGGGUAGUAGAAAGUGGCUGUGCGGUUGGCGAGGGAGCAUGGGCAGCGGCUGAAGUCUGGCCGGAACUGGAGCAAUGGUCUGGUAACGAUAGCCGACCGCAUCUGCUUGCAGCUGCCGAGGAUCUUCUCACUUUCGAUGCUGCUUCCAGUGAGCCCUCGGUACUUUCUCGACUACGCAAAGCUCAACCGUCGUCAGUUGAAUUCGAGGCGAACAAGAGCCAUGGAGUGCGGUAUCAACGUCCGUCUUCUGAACGGAAGCUGGACCUCAAUGCGUCAGAAGAAAGCACGCUGAGCCUUUCAGCGUAUCAGCUGCUGUCGCUCUCUUCAGAUUCUGCCCGAGAGCAGCAUGUACGCUCUCUAUGGAACAGCGGAGCCGAGGCAAUCGUACUCAUAGAGGAAGGCACCGAUCGAGGUUUCGCAGCCAUUGCCAGCGCUCGAGCGCUGCUGCUAGAAUUGGGAGAGGAGGCCAAAGUCGAAGAUGUCACCCCUCCUACAACGUCUGCUGAAGACGAUGACGGAGAGGCCAGAGAGAAGCUCGUGCUAGGAGGCGUAGAAUUCAUCGAAGAAAAGGCAUCCGACAGGGUGUCUACCGAGGAGCUUUCAGUGGGCGAGGGUAUCACGGGCAGAGGCUGCUACGUAGUCGCCCCGUGUCCACAUGAUCGGCCGUGUCCGCUUCUCCACCCUUUCUUGCUAGAUCUAGACCACGACACAGUCACGGAUGUCGCCAAGCGCUCUGGUCCGUCCAAUCACCACCGAGCUUCGGGUGUUGGUCUCGACUCUUGCCUGCACCCUGUGCGGUACCUCCCACCAUCUUGGUCCAGGGAUCUGGGCAGCGAGGACAGACGGAGAAAGAGGGAAAAGGGUGGAAGGGAAGAGCGCAGUGCUCGCAUGGCGUACGUCGUGGUCAAGCGAGGGGAGAGGCCUACUAUGGACUCAUUGAGGCAGGAGGGAAGCGAAGCGGCGCAGAGUGUGGAAGCGGCCGUGCCGUAUGCUCGUCGAGGACCCAUCGAAGAGGUGAGAAGGGGCGACUCUUUGCCUCGCCGGCUGCCAGAAGACGUGGUAGACAUCGAGGGAGGCGAGACGGACCUACAAGGGGAUCUUUCACCUUCAGGGGAGCUCUUCAAGUUGCUUCCACCUGACCUACAACAAGCUCUCAGUGCAUCGCGAGAGGGAGAGAACGAGGCGGGAGAGCAGCAACUCCCACAAGAUCAGGACCUUUUAGAGCGAGCCGCUGCUGCCGCAUUGCAAGGUCACAAGACGAACACUGACGGUGCAGACGUCUGGGCAGCCAGCGCCGAAGCAGCAGAUUCGGCCAAGGCAGAGCAAGCAGAGAUCGAGGAAGCCGAAGCUACGACUGGAGCAGAGCACAACGAAGACUGGCUGUCGGCGUUGUUGGCUACUAAUGAAGCUCGGCCAGAGGAUCUGGAUGCGUCUACCAGUGGUCACCCAGAGCCCUCUGCAUCUGACGUAGCCUCGGCAGUCUCGCUUCUGGUGCCGUCGCUCCCGCGCAUCGUUAUGCCUCCGAUCAAAAAGGGCGGUCAUGUGACGUUUGAUGCCUGUCACUCCAAUGGCUCGAUUCAGCGCUAUACCAUUUCGAAGGCGGCGGGGAAGCAGACGUACCACGAAGUGAGGAAAAGCUCUUGGGCGGACCUGUGGAGUCAAGAUCCCGUCGAAAUGGCUGCUCCGUCGAGGCGGGUGAAGGGGGGCGAGGCUAGCGAGGCUCUGGAGGAAGAGGAGGAAGCGGACGAGGACGAAGAUGAGGACGGCGAGGACGACCUGAGUCUGCUCGAGACUCGAGACGAGGCUACUGGAAGGAGGAAAUGGAUCAAGAGGCGAGGCUGGGGUCAAUGGAGCCGCGUUGCCCCUGCAGACCCCUCGGCAGGUCUGGCCAUGGAUGGUACCGGGACACCCUUCAGGUCUUCCUCGUCUUCUUCCCCUCGCUCUACGCGUGCGAGCGAUCGGCCUUCAGCGUACAUCGGUGCGGAUCAAAUCUGUCCCCUGACAUCCUCUGGCGAGGUCAAGGGGUCUAAGAACAAGAAGAAGUCUUCGGCGCUGUCUGCCGCUACCACUUCUGCAGCUGCUGGGCAGAGGGGAGCUCGCAGUCGUAAAGGUGCCAAGGCGUAUGCGGGAGCGAGGGACAAGGAGUCGAAGAGGAAGAGGAGCAUGAAUUCGUACCACGAGGAGGUGGCAGAGGGGUUCGACGCGCUGUCCAUCUGAGAGCCGGAGGCCUGGAGAAGGUUCGGAGGGAAGCCACGUGCGGACCCACUAUCAUCUGUAUCAAUAACAUUUGCACCACCACCACUACGAUUCUGUAGAUCUUCCCGCGUCGGCGUUGCGCCUUUUUGAGAUGGACAGCAGUGCUUUCACGAAGAAGGCGGGAAGUAGUCCGGCACGCCCCUCUCGUACACUUCAUAGUCUGCCUUGCUAAAGGUGCAGAAUAUCACCCUCUCCAAUCCCGCUCCAUCUUCGGACUGCAAGAAUUGCCCCACAGUCUCUAGUGCGACUCUCGUAGCGUCCUCGAUCGGGUAGCCAUAGACGCCCGUCGAGAUGCUGGGAAAGGCGACCGUCUUGAUCUCUCCUCCCUUUUCAGCAGCGCGC